AUGAAAUCGUCCGCAAUGGAGUUUUUGUAUAUUUUCUUAGUCUUUAUAGUUUCUUUUGCGAGCGCAGCAUUGAAUUUGCAGGACUAUCCACAUCUUUAUCCGUUUGAUAGGGACUUACAAAAGAACGUUCUGGACCCCGAAUUGUGUAAACGACAACUGGAUUACAUGUUAAAUACGGACACUUUGCUUUUAAUGAAUUUCUUAGACGCAGGACCACGGAUUCCAAAAGGUGUUCUAGGAGGGAAUUUGAAGAGUACAGGUCACUUCUAUGAAUGUCUUGGUAUCAGCAAGACUGUAGAUGAUAUUAAUAUAGAUGGAAAGUAUUGUACAGUGAAUGUACCGCUAGUCCAAAAUUUUAACUUCUCUUCUGUCGAUUGGCCGCCGAAAUUACCAUUUAAUUUAGCAGCGCAAUGGGUAGACUUCUACCGUAGCCUAGAGAAUGAGGACUUCAGAGAUUUCCUCAAUGAAAACGAAGUGAGGAAAUCGAAUUUAAGAAAGUACCUGUCUUUUGCUCCGUACGUGGAAAAAUUAACGGAAAUCUCCAAAAGCGACAACAGUGUAUUGGCGGCUUUGUCAUUCCAGCUAGAUUUGUGUAUACCCAAAACUUGCACGGCUGGUGACGUCAUAAACCAUUUAUUCAAUAUCAGUGCUCUCGGGUUCGAAUAUCGGGAAGGCUUGUGUCGUCUUCCGAAUGACAAACAUUGGGUGACUGCUGACUAUCUAGCCAUAUGUGUGUUCUCCCUUCUCGGUUUCAUUGUUGUGGCCAGUACACUCUAUGACCUGUACUUUCUAUUUUAUCUCAAGAAAAGUUCAUCUCAACCACAUAUACUACGGAUAUUCUCUGCUUACUCUAAUCUCGGUGUAUUAUUGGACUUGUCGGCGAAACCUGGAUCCUUACAAUGCCUGGACGGGAUCAGGGCCAUUGCAAUGCUCUGGGUUAUCAUUGGACAUGUUUUUGUGUUCAUACCCGUUGUCGGUUACAAUUUCUUAGACAUGCAAGAGUGGCAAACAUCUACUAAAUCUGUAUGGAUAACCGGUGCACCAUUUACAGUUGAUACCUUUUUCAUGAUCAGUGGUCUUCUUGUCGUUUACACCAGUAUGGCCAAAUAUACGAGCAUGGGUCUCUUAAAGAAUCUCCACGUAUUUUAUCUGAAUAGAUUACUUCGCAUGUUUCCCUUGUUGGCAUUGAUGGUUCUCUUCGAGGCGUCACUGUACAACAGGAUACUGGAUGGAGAGUUUUGGCAGAUAGCGGCAAACGGUGCCCAUAGCUGCCGAGCUUUUUGGUGGUGUACCUUAUUUCAUGUCCAGAACUUCGUGGUGCCAGAGGGAAGUUGUAUCCCGGUCAUGUGGUAUUUGGCGAUCGAUGUUCAACUUCACAUCUUAUCACCCCUGGUCCUGUUCUGGGUACUCCAGGGCAACAAACGAUCGUCUUGGGCAGCGCUUAUAAUCUCCUUCCUAGUGUCGAUCACAAUAGCCACAGUUUACAUCUUCUUGGGCGAUAUACACCGCAAUUAUUUCACAUACUAUUAUGUGAACAUACUGACACGAUCGCCGCCAUUUUUCGUUGGAAUGAUCGUGGGCUAUUUCUUGCGCGCUUACAGAAGUACAGAGUUCAAGAUGUCUACGCCUCUAAGCAUAUGCAUAACGACUGCCUGUCUACCCACAUUUUACCUCAUAAUGCACGUGAACUUCUUGAAAACGUCUGGCGAUUGGGACAAUACCACUUUGAGUCACAUAGUCGAUUCGUUUGCAAGAUCCAUUUGGGCUGCAGCUUUGGGAUGGGUUGUGUUUAUGUGUGUGAAUGGAUAUGCAGGUCCAAUCAACUGGUUCCUAAGUUUGCCGAUGUGGAAGAUACCAGCUCGUGUCUCUUACGCCAUAUCUUUCAAGUUCUUAGCACUCACAGUGAUUACAGUUGUUCUGUCUAUAGUACUUACUGCCCUCAUAGACAUCCCGUUUUCGAUUAUUGUCAAGAUGGUAUUAGAUACAGUUACAGUAAAGACGCUCAAACCACAGCCUCUAGUUUGCCAAAAUGGCAGAUCUAAGUCCGAUGGAGCUGAUCUGAAAGGAAAUAUUAACAUUGGAUUCGUACGCGAUGAAAAUGGGAAAAGCUAA
Messenger RNA from Leptosia nina, 2112 nucleotides. The record is from the annotation of a GenBank genome assembly. NCBI's taxonomy places the organism in Eukaryota, Metazoa, Arthropoda, Insecta, Lepidoptera, Pieridae.